AUGGAAAAUUUCAAGAUGAAUUUAUUGGAGCACGUUAUCAGAAAACAGCUGCAGGCGACACAAUUAGUUGUUGGCUUAUCCUCAUCGGCAUUCUUCCUCUGCCUUUGUCCCGAGUUUCUUGGUGCAUUGAUGAGCUUCUUCACGGUGGCAAAAACGCCCGAAGAAUUGGAGAAAGAAGCGGAUGUUGUCAAUAUUCCGAAUAUUACACAAAGUAAACGGCCUGUGGAAGCCCCAGCGCCUGCAGUGAAUUGUUUGAUGCGUGAAGUGGAAAUUAUUUUGAUCGAAGAUGCAAUGAAUCCGGAAGAUUCGCAGGCACUGAUACUUUCAUUCAACAUCGAUCUCAAAGCAAAGCCGGACAACGAAAAACAAGUGAUUGCUGGUGGGGUUAAAAACCUGCAGAUUGUUAGCGCUUAUUACCUGGAAUCAAAGCGCGAUCAAACACCAUAUCAGGUACUGAAACGGACAAAUCUCGAAAUUGAGCUAACAACUGAUAAGAAGACGAAAUCAGAACAUUUUUUGGUCAGUAUUGGUGAAAUAUAUGUGAAAAUCUCACCAGCUAUCAUACGUUUGCUAAGCGCUGUUGCUUCAAGUUACUCAGCGGCAAGCACUGUACAGGACAACGAAAAACAAGUGAUUGCUGGCGGGGUUAAAAACCUGCAGAUUGUUAGCGCUUAUUACCUGGAAUCAAAGCGCGAUCAAACACCAUAUCAGGUGCUGAAACGGACAAAUCUCGAAAUUGAGCUAACAACUGACAAGAAGACGAAAUCAGAGCAUUUUUUGGUCAGUAUUGGUGAAAUAUAUGUGAAAAUCUCACCAGCUAUCAUACGUUUGCUAAGCGCUGUUGCUUCAAGUUACUCAGCGGCAAGCACUGUACAGGAUGGUUCAUCAACUGCACGGAAGGCGAUACUUAAAAAAUAUCCAAAUUAUUGGCAAAAACGUAAAAUUAACAAAAGCAAGCAUUGGUGGUUCAAUGUACCAGAAGAGGAGCAAGAGGAUUUUGAGCCUGCUCUGGAUGUUGUUGCUGCUAUCGAUCACGAGCAACAAGGGACGGUAAAAAUGGACACGCUUAUUGUUACUCUGGAAGCUGGUGUUGGUGACAGGACCGUACCAAUGGUUCUUCUGGAAUGUGCAGCGAAUAUUGUUGCAUCACAAUGGAGUGCACUUUUGGCUGUUGAUGCCGAUCUUCGAUUACAGGUACUCGCGUUUUUUUUUUUUGGAAGGAGAGGGUACAUUUUACUUGUAUUUUUCGGUUCAAAAAAUCUUUUGCGAAGCUCUUAUUCACAUUUCUCAGUUCUGUUUAUGCUUUUAUCGACAAAAGUCGCGGUGACGUGUUUGAACUUCCACUACUACGUUAUCACAGUUUGGCGUAGCACUACGUUCUUUUCACGUCAUUGCCUAAAAUUUCUGGAAAAAUUUUUAAUUUUUAGUCUGGCUGCAGUCUAA
Gongylonema pulchrum is the source of this 1443-nucleotide messenger RNA. The record is from the annotation of a GenBank genome assembly. NCBI's taxonomy places the organism in Eukaryota, Metazoa, Nematoda, Chromadorea, Rhabditida, Gongylonematidae.